This is a messenger RNA of Olea europaea var. sylvestris, 2094 nucleotides long. RefSeq lists its product as uncharacterized. NCBI's taxonomy places the organism in Eukaryota, Viridiplantae, Streptophyta, Magnoliopsida, Lamiales, Oleaceae. The coding region runs from base 1 to 2094 and encodes 697 amino acids. The record is from RefSeq and is a predicted model, not a curated record. The transcript is spliced from 7 exons.
AUGGGGGUUCCUAAAAAUCAUUACGAUGCAUUUUUCCAUACAAAAUGGUCAAAAUUAGAUACUUGUAAACUUAGAAUGGAGAUGAUGACUAUAAGGCUCCAGGUUUUAAAGACCUUAGCGGGUUCAAUCACUAGAGUCAUAAAGGUAAAAUUCAAUAAUGGUACAAGAAAUUGGGAGAAACAAGAGGAAAACCAGGAAAAAAAGCAAGAUCCAAAGUUCGGGGAUCAAAAUGUCCCCGAGGCGCCACCAAAACAGAGCCGCGCCCUGCGUCACCCCUACAUGGCGUUGAGACGUCGCCUGGGGCUUCCUUAUGGUAAUUUUCAGCUGUUUAUGCGAAGGGCGAGAAAUCUAGAUCUACUACCUGUUGAUCCUGAACCAGAACGCACAUUUUGCAUUCUCAGAGGCAUACAAAAAAAGGAACGGAAAGCAAUGGCAGAACAGGAUGCUAGAGCAGCCAAUGAGGAUAACCAACAAAGGGCUAUUCAGGACUACAUAAGGCCGGCUGUCAAUGACAACUAUUCUGGCAUCGCACACCCAGCAAUUGCUACAAACAAUUUCGAACUGAAGCCAGGACUUAUACACAUGGUGCAACAGAAUCAGUUUGGGGGAGCUCCAACAGAAUACCUAAAUGCUCAUUUGGGGUCCUUUCUGGAGAUCUAUGAUACAGUGAAAAUGAAUGGCGUUACCGAAGAUGCAAUCCGACUCCGCCUAUUUUCCUUUUCCCUAAGAGACAAAGCCAAGGCAUGGUUCCAAUCAUUGCCGUAUGGAUCCAUCACAACUUGGGAGGGGUUAGCGCAGAAGUUUCUUACAAAAUUCUUUCCACCUUCGAAGGCAGCGCAAUUACGGAGUGAAAUUGGACAUUUUCGACAAUUAGACUUUGAACCAUUCUAUGAGGCAAGGGAGAGAUAUAAAAAUCUAUUUACAAGAUGUCCUCAGCAUGGUUACCCGGAUUGGUUGCAGAUACAAACCUUCUACAACGGUUUGAAUGGUCAGACACGGAUAGUGGUAGAUUCUGCAGCAGGGGGUGGACUAUUAUCCAAAACUCCAAAUAAGGCCUAUGCACUAUUGGAUGAGAUAGCUACUAAUAGCUAUCAAUGGCUGAGUGAGCGUCCAAGUGCAAAGAAAGUUGCUGGCCUUUAUGAAGUAGAUCCUAUAAUCGCCCUUGUAGCUCAAAUGUCAUCUCUCACUAAUCAAAUAGCUGCAUUGACUUUAGAUGGAUCACAAAAGAAAUCAGAAUCUAUUAUGGCUACAUCCACUGCAUACCAAAAAGUUGAAAGGGAGAAAGAACAACUUCAGUAUGUGAACGAUCGAAAUUUCAAUCAAAAGGGAAACUACUCAGGAAACAACUACUAUCAAGGGUUCAAUAAUCAAGCGUUUGAGCGAAUACCAUCACUGGAAGAUAUUUUAGGAACCUUCAUUUUGGAGACCAGAUCGAGGUUCAACAAAGAUGAGGCAAGACUUGACAGCAUUGAGACAUAUACGAGCAACUUGGGGGCUACAGUGAAGAAUUUGGAGGGAAAAGAUCCCAUUCUUGCAAGGGAAAAGCAGAUUGGAGGGCAGAAAACUGAGGCAGAGGCAACAAAGAAGAUUUAUAAGCCUUACUCAAUUUCAUUUCUGGACAACCCACCUAUCUUGAAGCCCCCACUACCAUUCCUGCAGAGGUAUUUGAAGAAGGAGUUUGAUGAAAAAUUCGCAAAGUUUCUGGAGGUCUUUAAGAAAAUCCACAUCAACAUUCCCUUUGUAGAAACUUUGGCCCAAAUGCCUAACUAUGCCAAGUUCUUAGAGGAAGUGAUGUCAAAGAAGAGAAAGUUGGAGGAAUUUGAGACUGUUAAACUGACAGAGGAUGUUCAAAAAACUGGGUCUGGAAAAGUGAAUCCCACAACCCUUACCUUGCAACUGGCGGACAGAUCGAUCACAUAUCCCAAAGGCAUUAUUGAAGAUGUGUUGGUGAAGGUUGAUAAGUUCAUCUUUCCGGUAGACUUUGUGGUAUUGGACAUGGAAGAGGAUGAGAAAAUACCAUUGAUUCUUGGCCGACAUUUCCUGGCUACUGGAAAAGCAUUGAUUGAUGUGCAAGAAGGAAAGUUGAAACUAUGA